Molecule: messenger RNA, 1031 nt
Organism: Triticum dicoccoides
Lineage: Eukaryota; Viridiplantae; Streptophyta; Magnoliopsida; Poales; Poaceae
Product: BTB/POZ and MATH domain-containing protein 1-like
Exons: 2
Coding region: 1-1026 (341 amino acids)
Biological process (GO): protein ubiquitination
Molecular function (GO): protein binding
Source: RefSeq, a predicted model, not a curated record
AUGCCGGCAUCGGCGGCGGAGGCCACGAUAACCAGCAAGACCUCCUCAACGGUGGUCGUCCACACCGGCGAGCAUCUGUUCAAGGUCGUCGGCCACUCCCUGGUCACAGGAAGCAACACCAUCCUCACCUCCGAGACCUUCCGCGCCGGCGGCCACGACUGGGCUAUCGCCUACUACCCAAACGGCCGCGUCCCGAGGGUUGAUGAGCAGUUCACGUCUGUGUUCCUCAAGCUGAUAAGCCCCGGCGAUGGUGAGGUCAGGGCGUCCUACUCCUUCUGCCUCCAGGAUCCUGAAUCGCCAUCGACCAACAGAUUUAUUUUUGGCAAAACAUCAUGUAAGUUCUUGUUCGGGGGUAAGGGUUUGGGCACCAGCAGCUUUGUGAGCAAAGCCGAUUUGGCCGCAUCCGGGUGCCUCAAGGAUGACUGCCUGGUGAUCAAGUGCACCGUUGAAGUCUACAAAGUCAUCUCUGAGGAUAAAGAUAACGGUAACAUCACCGUGCCGCCCUCCAACUUGAGCAUAGAUCUCAGCGAUAUUCUAGAGAGCGGCCUGAAGGCAGAUCUCACUGUCAAGAUCGGUUCGUCCAAGAGUUUCAAGGUGCAUGCGUGCGUGCUGAGUGCGCGGUCACCGGUUUUCGGGGUCUUGCUGCACUACAUGUACAAGGACUCCCUGCCGGCAUUCAUGGAGGAGACCACGGAAGAGGCGACAAACAUGGCGCAACAUUUGCUCGUCGCAGCUGAUCGAUAUGCGGUAGAAAGACUGAAACUGAUGUGCGAGAGCAAGCUGAGCAAGGCGCUGGAUGUCAAGACCGCGGGCUUCACUCUGGAUCUGGCUGAGCGGUACAAUUGUCAACAGCUCAAGGGUUGCUGUCUCAAGUAUAUGGCAAGAGACUUUGAGAGGUUGCGAGACAUAAAACGAAGCGAAGGAUUUGAGCAAUUGAAGAAGAACCAUCCACUUGUCGUGUGUGAUAUUUUCGAUGAAGUUAUUGAGAAACUGAAUCGACAGGUUGUAAUUACUUUUCCUUCGUGAUCUGC